Molecule: messenger RNA, 2085 nt
Organism: Alternaria infectoria
Lineage: Eukaryota; Fungi; Ascomycota; Dothideomycetes; Pleosporales; Pleosporaceae
Exons: 4
Coding region: 1-2085 (694 amino acids)
Cellular component (GO): cytoplasm
Source: RefSeq, a predicted model, not a curated record
AUGCAACAGGCCUCCUCGCCUGUCCUCCAGCAGCUCCGGUCACUGCACCCUGGCGCUCUCCAGACGCUACACCAGUCGCCCGACGGAACGCUAUAUCCCCACAAUCAGGUCCUGCCCGAGCUGCAGAACCUCCACACGAGCGAUGUAUACCAACAGCAGUACGCCCUGAGCGGGCCAUCGCACCAACAGCCACCGUCGCAUGCGCUGCCCGUACAUUUCGAGCAACAUGCGCUCCCACCUUCAGGGCCGUACCCGCCAUUCCAGCCGGCGGGCUAUCAGCAUGGCACGAGUCCGCGAUUCAUGAACGCGCCCCCUCCCCCGCUUCAAGAACACGCGCAACAGUAUCACGCAUCCCCCCAGACGGUACAACGACCGGUCCAGCAACUUCCACUCCCACCGCCUGCACCACCAAUACUCGCGGCGCCGCAGCCACUACCACGGCAUGUAGAGCCAGCGCCUUUGCUGCAUAAGCAGGAGAGCCAGGAUGGCGACGACACCCCGUUGUCCAACCAUGGCCAGUUCCAAGGCCUGAAGCUCAUUCCCAAUCCACCAGAUUUGGAAGGAUGGAGAGAGAGACUGUUUCAUGUCGAUGACAUGAUCACUUUGACUGAAGAGCAGUAUGAUGACUCCCUGACAUACUCAGGACUAUGCGUUGACCCCCUUCUUAGGUUCCAGACAUACUUCCCUCACAUCGACAACGUCUACUCGCAUCGCUCGACACAGCGGCAUAAACGCAAACGCUUCGUAUCGCAUUAUUGGGAUUGCCGACUCAAAGGGCGACCGCCAGGCACCAAAAAGUCCACAGAUCCAGACAAGAAGAAGAGGAAGAGAGUCGCGAGAGAGCGGGACCUGUGCGAUGUCAAGAUCAAGAUCACCGAGUUCUUUGAUCGACGGGAGUACGAGGAACAACUUGGUCGACGACCACCAGGCACAGAGAACGACCCGCCGAGCCCGGUAGCGUCGACGAUGCCGCUGAACCCCAACCGGACGGGUCAGAACCAGAACCCGCAGUUCUUCGGGCAGCAACCGCUACUUCCGCAGCAACCGGCUGGAAGUUGGGAUAUGCCUCCGAACAUGGCCGCUCAGUCGGGCAUAAACAUGGCAGAAUAUGCCCCUUCGUCCGGCCCCCCGUCUAAGAAAUUCUACACAUUCCAGAGGGUGAAUGGAAAUGGUGGGAAUGGCAAAGGCGAUGGCGUUGCUGGACCACAUAAGCAUUCGCUUGAGGAGAGUGAUCGUGUAAAGAAGAAUAGUGUCAUUAGGUGGCAGGCAAAGAUCGAUAAAGACGACAGGAAGAGAUCGCAGGGCGGAGAUCCUUCCAAAAAGACGUACCACAAGAAAGCCACCGGCAAUGCCUUGGCAACAGUCAAGAACCAUUCCAAAGAAGACGACCUAAAAUUAUACGGCAGCGCGUUCUGCCCCUUCGUCCAACGCGUCUGGAUCUCCCUCGAGCACAAGCAAAUCCCCUACCAAUACAUCGAAGUCGAUCCCUACAAGAAACCGCAAUCCCUCCUCGACGUCAACCCGCGCGGUCUCGUCCCCGCCCUCCGCCACGGCCCUACAUGGUCGACCCACGAAUCAACGGUUAUAAUGGAGUAUCUCGAAGACCUGCAAGCUGGACCUCAGCUUCUACCGCCCGAUGCGCAAACACGCGCUACUUCGCGCCUCUGGUCAGACCAUAUAAACCGGAAUGUUAUUCCGUGGUUUUAUAAAUUACUUCAGUGCCAAGACGCUGGUGAACAAGUGUCUCAUGCGAAGGAACUUAGGGAUCAGAUCGGGAAACUCGUUGAUGCCGCAGAUGCUACUGGGCCUUUCUUCCUCGGUGCCCACAUCUCGUUCGUGGAUGUGCAGAUAGCGCCCUGGGUUCUUCGGCUAAGGCGGGUGUUGGGUCCGUAUAGGGGGUGGCCUGAGGCGGAAGAAGGGAGUAGGUGGAAGAGGUGGAUUGAGGCGAUUGAGGCGGAGAGGAGUGUCAAGAUGACGACGAGUACCGAUGAGCUUUAUUUGGAUAGUUAUGAGCGGUAUGCGGAGAAUAGACCUGGGACUAGUAUGUUGGCGGAUGCGGUUAAUAGUGGGAGGGGGUUGCCUUGA